Messenger RNA from Phaedon cochleariae (mustard beetle), 1611 nucleotides. Lineage: Eukaryota; Metazoa; Arthropoda; Insecta; Coleoptera; Chrysomelidae. The record is from the annotation of a GenBank genome assembly.
AUGGCAACAAUUAGGAAUGAAAAUAAAGAGAAUCGUUUACCCGAUAUACAAAAGCAUAACGCCAUGGCCGCCCAACAAAAAAGGACUGCAUUAGGUCAACGAUCCAACAUCAAUGUGGCCGCUAAAACAAAACAGCCCUUGGGAAUUUCCAACACAAAUAACGCCAUUUUGAAACCCAGUGAGAAGAUUUUGAAAAAAAUCGAAAAUAACUCAAAUAAUCUUGAAAAUAGUUCCGUGAACGACGAAAACGAUGAGUGUCUCAAAGAAAAUCGAAAAAAUUUGGUCAACCCCAUUGUGCCAUGUGCUCAAUUUGAAGCCUUCAAAGUCUAUGAAGAUCAGGCCUAUGAAGAGCGAAUGGCAAGAAUUGAAGAGAAGCUCAAAAGUAGAAUCAAACACACAGGCCUCAUUCAGGUGUACAAAGGCACUGCUGAAGAUAGAUUCUACACAAAGACUGAGGUGGCUGAGCUGGAAAGGAAGAAAAGAGCUGAAGAUGAAGCCAAAGGUAUCUUCCAUCCCAGAAAGGAACUGGCAGAUGUUCUUCCAGUACCCAUUCCCAUGAGCAUUGAGAAAUUUUAUGGUGAAAAUAUAUCCAAAGCAGAAGAUGUGCUGCUCAGAGGAAAUAAGAGCACCAAAGACAUCUUCUUUGAGAUGGAAGAGUACAGGUCUGAUAUCUACAAGUACCUAAGAGAACAUGAGCUGCACCACAGACCAAAGCCUGGUUAUAUGAAGAAACAGCCAGAUGUUACCUCAAAUAUGAGGACUAUUCUUGUUGAUUGGCUUGUUGAGGUGGCUGAAGAGUAUAAACUCCACAAUGAAACACUGUUUCUGGCUGUCAAUUUCAUUGAUAGAUUCUUGAGCUAUAUGUCUGUUGUUAGAGCUAAGCUGCAAUUGGUUGGGACAGCUGCAAUGUUUCUUGCAUCGAAAUAUGAGGAAAUCUAUCCACCAGAUAUUACAGAGUUUGUUUAUAUAACAGAUGAUACUUACAACAAGAGACAAGUCAUCAGAAUGGAGCAUCUUAUCCUUAAGGUUCUUGGUUUUGAUUUGUCAAUUCCUACUCCAUUAACUUUUGUCACAGCUGCAAUGUUUCUUGCAUCGAAAUAUGAGGAAAUCUAUCCACCAGAUAUUACAGAGUUUGUUUAUAUAACAGAUGAUACUUACAACAAGAGACAAGUCAUCAGAAUGGAGCAUCUUAUCCUUAAGGUUCUUGGUUUUGAUUUGUCAAUUCCUACUCCAUUAACUUUUGUCACAGCCAUUUGUGUGAGCAAUAAAUUGAAUGAGAAGACCAUGUACUAUGCUAUGUACCAGUGCGAAUUGGCGCUAUUAAACGGAGACGCCUACCUCGAGUUUCUGCCCUCCGCGAUCGCCGCUUCCUCAAUAGCUAUCGCCAGACACACCCUCCAGGAGGAAAAGGAGGAGGCAAUUUGGCAGGAGCAGCUCGUGGCAACGACGGGCUACGAGCUUGCUCAAUUGAGGCAACCGAUCGAGUUCCUCCUACAGAUGCUCUCGAUCGCCCCCACUUACCCCCAACACGCCAUCCAGGAUAAGUACAAGUCGCAAAAGUACAUGCACGUGUCCACUUUGAAGGUUAAUGAUAAGCCGAUCGAUUUUUAG